CAAAUUGUCCACCAUCUUGGGUACGAAGUUGCCACAUAAAAAAAAGUCGGAAAGAAGGAAAAAACUACCCAAUCUCGCGAAAAAUAAGUGUUGACUAUUGUAAGAAAAAAUUUAUCAAUCGCAGUACGCGCCAAAAGAAAACCCGGCAGCGAAUCGCUGGGUCAACUGCAUCAUUAGGCACGUACACUCGGGUGGCUCUGUCGUUAAGGAGGAGGUGGAGAGGAGGCGCUGACGCCACGCCACACACAGCACUCAGCCCAACACACACGCUAAAAGAGCCCAAGAAACAACAAAAUGACCUCGAAGCGUAAGUACCAGAGCCUGUCGGGCUCCAAUCCGGCUGUGAUCAAAGACGAGAUUGUGCCCGUGCUCAUACAAACGGAAUCGGACGAUGGCGAAAACGGCGAUACACCACAUUACACAUAUGCCUACACGACGGCCACAGAGGACGACGAUGCCGAGACGACGGAGGUGAUCACAAUGGACGAUCGCCAAGAGGUAAUUAUCGAUGAGAACGGGCAUGCCGUGACGCUGCAGCAAUUGGUGGAGAACAGCACCGUCGAGGAGGUGGAGACCAUCGAACAGGGCGAUGGCACGCACACUAUUCUCCGAAUUGUGCCCAGCAUACAAGGCGGCCACCACGCCGAUGGCGAGGAAAAUGACGAGAACGAGGAACUGGAGGAGGAGAUCGAGCAUGAUGAGGAGAACGAGGUGGAGGAGGUUCUGGGCAUCGAACACGAGGGCCUCGAGGAAGAGAACGAAGAUGGUGUCAGCUCUAUUGUCUUCGAGGGCACCAUUGACCACAGCAUGGAGGGGGAUGGACGCAGCAAGACUUUCUACUGCCCGAACUGUGGAAACUGCUACAGCGCUGCCGGCUCCCUGAAGCUGCAUAUGCGCGCCUGCCUGCGGCAGCGCAACGAUGUCUCGCCCGAGGACCGCAAGUGUACCGUCUGCAGCAAGGUCUUCAAUUCGGUGGCCUACCUCAAGGAGCACAUGAUGCGGCAUACCGGCGAACAGCCGUUCCGCUGCACCCGUUGCUACCGCAAAUUCAUCGAUCAGCAGAAGUUCAACGCCCACAUGGAGUCGCACAAGCAUCAGGACAAGCUGGAGGCCGAGGCCGUGGCCCUGGCUGCCCAGCAUGGCGGUAAGAAGGUGGUCGUGAAGGAAUUCAACUGUUCCUUUUGCAACGAGGACUUCACCGUGGUGUUUGAUGUGGGUCAGGUGAAGCGGCGAUAUGCCUGCGACGGCUGCCGCGAUAAGUACUCGAAUGCGGAGGCUCUGCGCAAGCACAAGCAGCAGGUGGAGGAGAAGCGGGAAUUCACUUGCGAUCGAUGCGGCCGCAAGUUCGUCUUCGAGGGCUUCCUUCAGCGCCACUUACCCAACUGCGAUGGCAGUAUCAAGAGGCGGCGGGACAUGAAGUAGAGAUGGCAGCAACGUGAUGACAAUUGGCGGCCGACGAACCGCAGGCGGUGGCCCCCUCGACACCAGCUGGAGAACCGCAAUGAUGACUAUCAUGAUAAUGAUGAGUACCAGCUCCAGUUCGAGGUGGAUCCCCUGAUGGUUUCACCAAUGCAUUACGUUGUUAUUAAGCAGGAGGCAAACAAGAAGGACGAUACCGAUGACGAUGACGGCUUGGAUGUGAGGCAAAAGAAAGAACAGGAAGAGGAGUAGCAAUUAGCAAUCGAAAGAUGGAUGGAUGGCUCUACCGGCGGGUAGUCCCGGCGGGACAAUCAAAUACUUUAUUUUGUAGAUCUAAAAAAUUUCCGUUUCCCCAAUCGUGUGUGUGGAAUGGGAGGUGAGGUAAGAAAAGUGCAAGAAUGAGUCCAAAUAUCUUGAAUAACGUAUAUAUAUUAUAUAGAUAUAUUGAAAUAAUUCUUUUUUUCAUAUUGAUAUAUUAUCAUUGGGAUCGUCAAUCAUUGAAAAUCGCAGAAAUUAAUUUUUGUUGAAGAAAAAUCUUUAUGAAAGGCAUAAGGCCGCUUUAAGUAGAAAUAUUGAUAAUUGUAAGAACAAAAAAAAAGAUGAUUUUUGGUUAUCAAAUUAUAUUCGAUUUAAGUUUAACAAAAAACUAAACUCCUAUUUGUCCACGAGAGACGAAUAUAGAGGGAGACGGAAACGGAGAGGCAAAAUCAUGAAAUACGCCAUAAACGCUCCAGUUGUCCGGUCAAUGUAUAGCCUAAGCACAUUACUUACCUUAUUAAAAAUAAAAAAACCUUACUUUAUAAUUCUGCAA
Molecule: messenger RNA, 2230 nt
Organism: Drosophila miranda
Lineage: Eukaryota; Metazoa; Arthropoda; Insecta; Diptera; Drosophilidae
Product: zinc finger protein 624
Exons: 1
Coding region: 295-1422 (375 amino acids)
Biological process (GO): regulation of transcription by RNA polymerase II
Molecular function (GO): DNA-binding transcription factor activity; RNA polymerase II cis-regulatory region sequence-specific DNA binding
Source: RefSeq, a predicted model, not a curated record